Messenger RNA from Anopheles gambiae (African malaria mosquito), 2096 nucleotides. RefSeq names its product dehydrodolichyl diphosphate synthase complex subunit Nus1 (gene Tango14). Bases 317 to 1156 code for a protein of 279 amino acids. The record is from RefSeq and is a predicted model, not a curated record. Gene Ontology annotation, molecular function: ditrans,polycis-polyprenyl diphosphate synthase [(2E,6E)-farnesyl diphosphate specific] activity. The transcript is spliced from 2 exons. NCBI's taxonomy places the organism in Eukaryota, Metazoa, Arthropoda, Insecta, Diptera, Culicidae. Gene Ontology annotation, cellular component: endoplasmic reticulum membrane; dehydrodolichyl diphosphate synthase complex.
UAUAUUUAUAUCAGUAUUCCGUUUUUGGGCGCAUUCUUGAACUCCAUUCGGACGGAAGCGGAUUUAAAUGCAUUUUUGCGGAUUUAACAUAAAAUCAAACUCAACCGAAACCCACCGUUGCUGUGGAGUCGUCCUGCCUGUGGUACAGUCUGUCAUGUGCUGCCCGCCCGCAAUGUGACAGUGUUCUACGUAAGCGGGCAACUGUCAAAACAGCGGUACACAUUCCGAAGUGCAACAACCAAAACAAUACGCCGCGUGUGUGUGUAUGUGUCAGUAGUGCGGUCAGGAGGGUUGGUAAAAUUCGUUGAAAGCUGAAAUGAAGGUGAAACCGCACAGACCGUACACCGCCGAGUACGACAAUGGCCAGUCGGCACCGAAUCUGCUCGUCUACCUGCUCUGGCUGCUGGUACACAAGCUCGUCACUAUCGUCGAGCAGCUGAUGCAGUCCCUGCGCCAACCGUUCUUCAGCAAACGGAUCCGCAUAAAGGCCCACCAGUACGCAGAGCACCAGCAGCAGCAGCUUCCCGCACCGGUGUCAAAGCUGUCGAAGGUGCCGAAACAUCUGGUGGUGCUGCUAGGGCCGGAACCGCCCCUCUACCGCCAGCUGGCCCAGUUCAUCUUCUGGUCGCUGGCGGCUGAGAUCGAGUACGUUAGCUUCUACGAUCACAACGGAACCAUCAAGCGCAACUGCGAGGAAGUGAAGCGCUGCGUACGCGAAGCACCGGUGGAAGGGAAGGACCGCAUCGUUUGGCUGGAACGCAGUGGUAGCGGUGCGGAGGCGGACGAUAGCCCCCGCCAACCAGUCGGGAGUGGCCGCACAGUGGUGGUCGGCUUUCUGUCGCCCGAGGACGGCAAGCAGGGGCUGGUGAGCCUGUCCCGCUCGAUCGGCGAGUCCGUGCGGCGGCGCGAUCUGUACGCGGCCGACGUGAGCAUCGAGCUGCUGGACAGCCGGCUGCAGGCGGCGCUCGGGGCCGUGCCCGAUCCCGAUCUGGCCCUCUACUUCGGUGACGUCUGCUCCACGUACGGGCUGCUGCCGUGGCAGAUACGGCUGACGGAGUUUCUGCCGCUCGGCACCCGGCUGCGGGACAGUACCGAGCGGGAGUUCGUGCGCUGCCUGCACCGGUACGCCAAGUGCGAGCAGCGCCUGGGCACGUAGAGGUGUGGGCCGCGGGCAGACACACCAAUGUAUAUUUGUAGGACAAUGCAAAAGACCGGACAGCGAAUUCCUUCACCCUCAAUUAGUGAAUUAGUUUAGCCAAAAUAGCAUUUAAAUUUCUGUUCGUUUUAGGCAGGCGUUGGCAUUUACAAAGACAACUAUUUACCGAAGAAAUUAACUACCCCGCCCGUAUGCCCUUCUGUCCUUCUCGUUUGCCGUGAGUCGGUUGAAUAAUUGUGUGUGCGAAAGGCAGGAGUAAUCAUUCCAGCCUGUUAAUUCUCCCGAGUGAGCGUUCAUCCCCAAAUGUAUGACAUUACAUUAAAUGCAAUGUUUUAACCGGAAAUUGGCACCGACCGGGGAACAUUUUGCAUUUGGUAAAAGAGCUGUGAGCAAAAGCAAAAGGGCAAUUGUGGGGGGAAAAUAAAACGACCGUACGGAAUAUGUCUGCAUGAUAGAGCAACAAGAAAAGAAAAAAUCGAUUUAAAUACUAAUUUCCCUACCGUUUUCCAUUGGUGCGAAUUUUGAAUAAUAGAUUAACGAUAAACUUAGCACGCCCGUUCAAACGGUUUAAAUAAUUCCGGUCGUGGUCGAAGCGAGGGCUGGGAAUGCCGUCCUUGAGUGCUUGAAGUGGCGUCAGAAUUAGUGAUGGGGCAAAUGAAGAAUUCGUCGGAAUCGAUUCCGGCUAGCUCCGAAAUGUUCUGGAAUCGAUUCCGGAUAGUAGAUCCGGAACCAGUGUCCGGAAUUGGUUCCGGAAUCGGACCCGGCAUCGAAAUUGGCUCCGAAAUCAGAAUCGGUUUUGAAACGGAGUCGGUUUCGGCAUCUCCAUAAGAGUAGACGUUUAGGUCCAAUGAUGCAACGUAUUGAUAGCCGCAAAGAAUCCAAAUUUACUAGUAAACGAUCCACUCUCAUGGAGAUUUCCGGACUGAUUUUGCUUCUGAAA